GCGGCCUCCAUGGCGGUGGCGGUGCUGCGGCCGUUGGACGCGCCGCCGGCGGAGCUGGUGCCGGUGACGGCGCUGCUGCUGGCUCCGCCGCCGCUCUGCGCGGCUCUGAGGGGCCGCGGCGGCGGGCUGGUGCUGGCGGUGCGGCCGGCGGGGCGCGUCGGGGCGCAGGCCGUGCUGCUAAGCGCCGUGGCGCUGGAGGCGGGCGGGCGGAGGGGCGCCGAGCUGUGGCUGCGCGGGGCGCUGCUGCGCCGCCUGGGGCUGGCGGCGGGCCGCCGGGUGGCCGUGUGGCCGGUGCGCCGCCCGCCGCCGCUGGCCUGGGUGCUGCUGGGGGCGGCGGCGGCGGUGGGGCGGGCGGGGAGGCCGGCGGGCGGCGCGGUGCUGGCGCGGCGCGGCGAGGCCUUGCCGGGGCCGGGGCCGGGCCCUCUGGUGCUGGAAGCGCGGCCGGCGCUGCAGGGGUUGCUAGGCAACGGUACGCGCGUCGCGCUCGCCGCCCCGCCGCCGCGCGAGGCCGAGGCCGGGCCCGCUCCCGCUCACGGAGGCGGCGCCCCCUGCCGGCGCCCCGCCGCGCCGCCCGUCGUCUCUCUUUUCGCCGCCGGGCGCGGGCGGGCGGAGGGGCCGCGGCUUCGGGCGGCGCCCCCUUGCGGCGGGGCGGGAAGCGGAGUGGCCGAGGUGUGGGUGAGCCGGCGCGGGCUGCUGGCGCUGGGGCUCUUCCAGGGAGAGUGGGUGCGGGUGAGCGCCGAGGGGGUGGCCCGGCCGCACCUGGCCGCGGUGUUCGCCCGCCCGCUCGCCUGGGACUACCCGCGGGCCGCCCGCCGCAGGCCCCCGGACGGCGCCGCCCUGCUGGCGCCCGCCCUCGCCUUCAACCUGGGCUGCGAGCCCGGCGGCGGGACGCACGUCUGCCUACGGAGGUACGACGGGGUGCCCGGGGCUGCGGAAGGGAAGGGUAGCCGCUCCUUGCUGCCCGUGCCGCCCUUCGCCGCGGAGCUGCACGUCGAGAUGAUCUGCUCGCCUGCCUACUGCGCCCGAGCCGUGUAUGACCGCCUUCUCUACCGGCACUUCCAGACGCCCCGGCUGGUCCAGGAGGGAGAUGUCCUCUGUGUCCCAACAUUUGGAUGUGCCGAGUUUUUAGAUGGAAAUGCAGACAAACUCCUUAGGUGGCCGGAGCUUUACUUCAAAGUGAGGAAGGUAUUAGGCUCGGUGGAAGGCAUGCAGUCCGAGGGUUACCUGGCAGACACCCAAAACACCUCUCUGUAUCUGGUGGGUUCAACAAACAGUGCUGUCCCAUCUGCCCCAGCGUAUACCAGCCAUGAGUUCUGGAGCAGUUUGUCUCCUGCUGGACUUUCUGAUGUCGUGAAGGAGCUCUGCGAUGCUCUUCGGCCUUACCUGACCAGUCAGGCAGCAGCACUGAAUGGGGCUGGCAGUGUUCUCCUCUCAGGACCAAGUGGCAGUGGGAAAGCAAUGGCUGUCAGAGCUGUGUGCAGCUGCCUCAACCUCCACCUCUUCAAGGUUGAUUGUGUCAGUUUGUGUGGUGACACCAGUGCAGCUACAGAGGAGAAAAUACAGAUGGCCUUUGCCCAGGCCCAGCAGUAUCGUCCCUGUGUGCUUCUACUGAAAGACAUAGAGGUGCUUGGCAGAGAUCGGGACAGGCUAGGAGAGGACGCCAGGGUCAUCGCUACUCUGAGGCAGCUGCUUCUGGACAGAGAUCCAGCACUGAGCAGCCACCCUGUCCUAGUGAUAGGCACAACCUGCAAGCCCCAGGAUGUUCCUACAGAUGUGCAGACUGCUUUCCUUCACGAGGUGAAAAUUGAGGCCCUUUCAGAAGACCAGAGGAGGGCGAUACUGAGCACGCUGACUGCCAGUCUUCCUCUGGGCAAAGAAGUGAACCUAGCCAAGCUGGCCCGCAGGACUGCAGGUUUUGUGCUGGGAGAUUUCUGUGCCUUGCUGUCCCACAGCAGCCGGGCUGCUUGUACCCGCAUCCAGGCUUUGAGUUUUCCAGGUGGACUGAGUGAGGAAGUGGAGAGAGAUUUUUGCACUGCUGGCUUCCCAGUCCUCGAGGAGGAUUUCAGUGUUGCACUGGACCAGCUACAUGAUGCCCAUUCACAGGCAGUGGGAGCCCCAAAGAUCCCCUCCGUGUCCUGGCAGGACGUUGGUGGGCUCCAUGAGGUGAAGAAGGAGAUCCUGGACACUAUCCAGUUGCCCCUGGAGCACCCGGAACUGCUGUCACUGGGUCUGUGUCGCUCUGGUCUGCUGCUGUACGGACCUCCUGGGACAGGGAAGACCUUGCUGGCAAAAGCUGUGGCGACAACAUGCACCAUGACAUUCCUUAGUGUGAAAGGGCCAGAGCUCAUCAACAUGUAUGUUGGACAAAGCGAGGAGAACGUGCGUAAUGUGUUUGUCAGAGCCAGGGCAGCUGCUCCCUGCAUUAUCUUCUUUGAUGAACUGGAUUCUCUGGCGCCAAAUCGUGGGCGGAGUGGAGAUUCAGGAGGUGUCAUGGACAGAGUUGUCUCACAGCUCCUGGCUGAACUUGAUGGCCUCCAUUCCAGCAGAGAGGUGUUUGUUAUUGGAGCAACCAACAGGCCUGACCUUCUGGAUUCAGCUCUGCUCCGGCCAGGCAGAUUUGACAAGCUGGUCUAUGUGGGCGUAAAUGAAGACCGGGAGUCACAGCUGCAGGUGUUGAGUGCCGUCACCAGGAAGUUUAAACUGGAUCCUUCUGUGAACCUCAGCAGCAUCCUAGAAGAGUGCCCGGCUCAGCUGACAGGAGCUGAUAUCUACUCACUGUGCUCAGAUGCCAUGAUGUGUGCUGUCAAACGCAAGGUGGAAUGGAUCGAGGAGGGGUUGGAUACAGAGAGCUCUGCUCUCAUACUCACCAUGGAAGACUUCCUGCAGGCUGCUGCGAGGUUGCAGCCAUCAGUCUCUGAGCAGGAGCUCCUCAGGUACAAACUCAUCCAGCAAAAGUUUGCUGCCUGCUAAUAAGGCUCAGGAGAGCUGGAACUGGAGGAGCAAAUAUGGAGCUAAGGGGCGUGAGAGAUCUGGGGCAGAGACACCCACCUCCUACCUUCGUAUUGCUCCUGCUUCUCCUUUUUCAAUCUUGGCAGAAAAAAUGGCCAUGCAGUUUUGUCAGGCAAAGCCUUGUGUAGGUAUUGACCUGGUGGGGGACUCUUUAACAGCCCCUCUAGUGUAGGGGGAGCAGCACCUGGCCGCCAGGAGCAUGCUGAGAGGACAGACCACUGACAGGGAAGCAAGGAUGGCUCUACUGGUUGGCAGUAGUCUCCUGUUGGGGUGGCAUCCCCGCACUGUGGGGAGCUGGCUGGAGUACAGGGCCACUGUGGGGCAGUACUGCUGCCAUGGGCCUGGCCUUGCCCUGGACUCUACAAAUAAAUAUAGGUUUCUGUUCAGCUUUCA
Tympanuchus pallidicinctus (lesser prairie-chicken) is the source of this 3402-nucleotide messenger RNA. RefSeq names its product peroxisomal biogenesis factor 6 (gene PEX6). NCBI's taxonomy places the organism in Eukaryota, Metazoa, Chordata, Aves, Galliformes, Phasianidae. The coding region runs from base 10 to 2970 and encodes 986 amino acids. Gene Ontology annotation, molecular function: ATP hydrolysis activity; ATP binding. Gene Ontology annotation, biological process: protein import into peroxisome matrix. The transcript has 17 exons. Gene Ontology annotation, cellular component: cytosol; peroxisomal membrane. The record is from RefSeq and is a predicted model, not a curated record.